Molecule: messenger RNA, 2147 nt
Organism: Didymella exigua CBS 183.55
Lineage: Eukaryota; Fungi; Ascomycota; Dothideomycetes; Pleosporales; Didymellaceae
Product: lysyl-tRNA synthetase
Exons: 2
Coding region: 300-1970 (556 amino acids)
Biological process (GO): mitochondrial lysyl-tRNA aminoacylation
Cellular component (GO): cytoplasm; mitochondrion
Molecular function (GO): tRNA binding; ATP binding; lysine-tRNA ligase activity
Source: RefSeq, a predicted model, not a curated record
CGACAACACAGGUAAGUCCACAUAUUUUCAUUCAUUACCUGCAGGUGUUCAACGGACUUCCAAUGCAUGACCAAGAGAGAAAUUCAUGCUAUCCAUACUUAGGAAGCUUGGGGUCUUUUCGAAGCUGCACUAGAAACCACCAACUACACUUCCUUUUUUCAUGAUGAACAACUAUAGAACCGUUGCGAAUGACGCCUUCGGGCGAUUGAUUUCAACAACUCUUUGCACAUAUCUGAUCCCUUCACAUUCACCUUUGUCUCCCCACUGUUACUUCUAAUAGGAAGCUGACUGACGAAGCCAUGAUGAGCAGACCCUCUCUCCAUUUCCUCCGCCCCUACCUCUACCGAGGAAUAUCCUCACACAGGCCUCAGUACGCUCAGGCUUAUUUGUCUGUGCAGUGCAGGUUCAAGCACGUAAGCGCCGACGCGUUCACCGGCCCACACGAUGUCGAAAAGCAGAAGCGGCUUGAUCAGCUGAAAAACAUCAAGCCAUUGGGCGAGUACCAUCCUCAACUGAUCUACCCGGCGGGUGCUGAGCCGCUCUCACUCCGAGACUUCAACGCCCGGUUCGCAGACAUUCAAGGAACGAAGGCUGAAAAUGUCUCCGUUUUCGGGAGAGUCCGCUCUGUGCGCCUCUCCGGUUCCAAGCUGAUGUUCCUUGAUCUCGAGCGCGAUACUCAACGACUCCAGAUCAUGGUGGAGCGCAAGAAGCUAAGCGAACACGACUCGGAUGAGAAAUUCAAGAGCUUGAAGAAGGUUGCAAGGGUCGGCGACUGGAUCUCCGUCGAAGGAAACCCUACCAGAACACUGUCAGGUCAACUGACUGUCCUCGCGCUAAAGGUUCCCCACAUCCUUGCGCCUUGCCUUCAUCAUAUCCCCGACAGAGUUGACAAUGCUGAAACGCUUGCUCGACGACCUCACAUCCACUCGCUAACGAGCGACGAGCCCGCCGAUACACUCAGGCUUCGUGCUCUGAUCUAUGACUACAUCAGAACCUCGUUCAUACAAACUGGGUUUCUCGAGGUAGAAACCCCAAUGUUUGACGUCAACGCCGGCGGCGCAAUCGCACGCCCCUUCGAAACGGUCGCAAACGAGAUGUCCAACAUGCCUAUCAGACUACGGAUAGCACCGGAAUUGAACCUCAAGCGGCUAAUCGUAGGCGGACAAGACAAGAUCUUCGAGAUUGGGCGCGCCUUCAGAAACGAAGGUGUUGACAACACUCACAACCCAGAGUUCUCAACGUGCGAGUUCUACGAAGUCGGCGCGACACUCCCUCAACUGAUUGAGAGAACGGAGCACCUCAUCCGCGGCCUCCACAGCGCCAUCGAGUCCCUCCGUUCGACCUACUUCUCCACGCUCGCCGCUCCAGAGGGUAUUGACUUCACCGCGCCGUUCGCGCAACUACCCUUCAUCCCUGCCAUUGAGCGCGCCAGCGGCCGCACCCUCCCCGACCUCGGUGCACCCACCGCAAUAGAAGACGUGCUCACCUUCUUCAAAGAGCUCUCGCUCGACAUCCCUCCGAACCCAACGCUACCGCGUCUUCUCGACACGCUGGCGGAGGUGUAUAUCGAGCCGCUCUGCCACAACCCCACCUUCAUAACGCACCACCCCGAAGCGCUCUCUCCGCUGAGCAAAUCCUUCACCUGCCCCACAACAUCCCAGCGCAUCGCUGCGCGCGUGGAGCUCUUCAUUGCGGGCCGCGAAUACGUCAACGCCUACGAAGAAGAAAACUCGCCCUUUGAGCAGCGGCGCAAAUUCAUGGUACAGCAAGACUACCAGACCGAAGGUCAGGGCGCAAUCGACGAGUCCUACCUCGAGGCGCUGGAGUGGGGCAUGCCGCCCACGGGGGGUUGGGGGUGUGGGCUCGAUAGGUUGGUGAUGCUGUUUGCGAGCAAGAAGAGGAUCGCGGAUGUGUUGCCCUUUGGGACAUUGAGGAACGUUGUCAGUAUUGCGAAGAUGAGGCAGAAGUAGGGGGUGAUGGCCAGUUUACGACCUGGGGUGUACAUUAGCCUGUUGGUUCAGGCUUGAUCAUAUGAAUACCAGAUUGUCCAGUCUACACGAAACUUGUGCCCCUUGUUCACAUGGUGUUGUUUCUGGUAAAUGCUCAAGUUCGCACUAUCGUCUCAUGACCGCGAGUCUCCGCCUGCG